GCCGCCCGCCCGAACGCGCCGCCCGCUCGCGCGGCCACCAUGGAGCGCCCGGGAGCGGGAGGAAUAAAUUCCAAUGGAUGUGAAAAUGUGUCAGAGGAAGAGAAAAUAUUAGGGGAAUUCGAAGCCAAUACUGUGGAUCCUCUGGUAGACCUGCCAUUUGCUACUAUAGAUAUUAAAGAUGAUUGUGAAAUCACUGAGGUGUCUCAAAUACAUUUGAAGAGAAGUGAAGAAAAUGAAGAAAUCAAGAGUGAUCCAAUAAAGAAAAAAAGGCAAAAAGAUUAUCAACCCAACUAUUUUCUUUCCAUUCCGAUCACCAACAAAGAGAUUACAAGAGGAAUUAAGAUCCUGCAAAAUGCAAUAAUACAACAAGAUCGGCGACUGGCUAAAGCAAUGGCUGGCGAUGGUUCCUUUCAUAUUACCCUGCUAGUGAUGCAAUUAUUAAGUGAAGAUGAAAUAAACAUUGGUAUUGAUGCUCUCUUGGAAUUGAAACCAUUCAUAGAAGAAAUCCUUCAAGGAAAACAUCUGAUUUUGCCCUUUCAAGGGAUUGGCACUUUUGGAAAUCAAGUUGGAUUUGUGAAGCUGGCCGAAGGAGAUCACAUAAACCUACUUUUGGAGAUAGCAGAGAUUGCAAAAAGGACAUUUCAAGGAAAAGGCAUCCUGGCAGGAGAAAGCAGAAGUUUUAAACCUCAUUUGACCUUCAUGAAGUUGUCCAAAGCACCAUGGCUCCGUAGGAAUGGAGUGAAAAAAAUAGACCCUGAAUUAUAUGAAAAAUUUGUCAGUCACAGAUUUGGAGAAGAAGUGUUAUAUCGCAUAGAUCUUUGCUCCAUGCAGAAGAAAAAACAAAGUAAUGGUUAUUAUCACUGUGAGUCUUCAAUUGUGAUUGGUGAAAAGAGCGGAGGGGAGCCUGAUGACGCAGAACUGGUAAGGCUCAGUAAGAGGCUGGUGGAAAACGCAGUGCUCAAGGCUGUCCAGCAAUAUCUGGAUGAAACACAGAAUAAAAACAAGCCAGGGGAGGGGAGCUCUGUGAAAACUGAAGAGGCCGAUCGGAAUGGCCAUGACAGUGAGAACAACAGGAAAUGAGACCGAAAGGCAGGUUCCCGCUGCUCCCCGAGAAGCAUCCUGCUCCCCUCUGCUGAGUCGAGGGACUGACUUGCAAUGUGCUGUUUGAGUUUCUCUUGUUCAGUCCGUGGAGAUUGCCUAAUAUUUUUGUGAUUGAUGUGUUUGCAUUUCUGGAACUUGACAGAAGAAGGAUGGAGUGCUGGGACUGGCAGAGGAAAUUAAUUUAUGAAAGAACAUCCCAAGUUUCACUUGCCCUCCGCCAUACACAACAGAGCAGUGACUUGGGUUGUGCCUCCUGGACACAAAGGCCGUGCACGAGGCCUUGCCAUAAACAGAAUACUGCCAUUUAUAUCGAUUAGCAGGGCAUGUGACUACUUUAUCUGAGGACAGAACUCUCACACACAGCUAUCCAGUGCUAAGGGUAAAAUAAUCACUGUUGAAACGCUCAUCUGUACAAUUAGUCCAUAAUAUUUUGUGUUUGUCCUAAGUGUGCUAUUGCUAUGCAGUGAUCUGUAUUUAUAGUAGAUUAUGUUCUAUGUAAAUGAUAUAUUUUUGGUGAAAUGCAACCUUUUCUAUAAAAUGUGGCCAACAUUUUAAAGGUUUUUUUUUAACCUUCAUUUUGAUAAGUCAGUGUGCCAUAUUUAAUGUUUUUCUUUGGCAUUUGUACUUUAAAGGUAUUAUAUAAUUUUUUUUUCUUAGGCAAGAAACCUAUUGGAAUUCAAGACUUAAUUGAUGAAGCUUUGCGUCAAGAAAGGAUGAAUCUGAAGUCCAAAGUGAAACAGAUAAGGGAACUUUUAUUAGAGCCCGAGACUCAGGCCAAAAUUAGAAGGGAGCUUUUUGAAGGAAGACUCAUUAACUACAGUAAUCAAGCGAAUGAUGUUGAUUUGGGUAUGACUUUAACAUAAGCUCUGACAUUGCUGUUAUGGCAACAUAGUUUGUGAAAUCUUUUCAGCUUAUUAAAUAACUCUUUGGUAAAUACUCCAGAAAUGUUCUGGUAAUUUCUGCACAACAGCAAAUCAGCAUUUGGUAAGAAAUUAACAAUUUCUUGCUAAAGAAACUGAUUCUGCCCUUUUAUUUUUUGAGCUAAACUUGUGUUUUAGAAUGUCUGUUUCUGUAAUAUUGAUAGUUAUUUUAUAGAAAUGACUUCUUAAUUAGCUGUUGUGAGAUGUUUCUUGGGUCCUUACAGAUAACAAUUAUAGACUGUGAAAAAAUCAUCUACAGACAAAAACAAAAAAAAAGCCAACAACAGUAUUUUAAGGGUCACUAGCCUCCUGUUAACAUGAUUGUUAUAAAAUCAAAAGAAGCAUUGUCCAGGUUUGUCUAUAUCUAGUGUUACUUUCAAUGAGAAUUUGAAUGUUUAUUGAAUAUUAGUACUUGAACGAACAUUUAUAAAUGUUAUUAUCGCAAUCACUGGUUAAGAAUGUUUUAUAAUACCUGUAUAUUAUUUUUCACAGAUCAAAAUGUAGUUUGCUUUUUCAUUUCUUAAUGAACAAAUGUUUGGGAUUUUUAUUUUCUACUUUUUUGAAGAUAAGCUCCAGGUUUUAUCAUAUCCCUUACAAUCUGAAUUUGUUUGCACUGGUUUAUUUUUAAAGAGCACUCUUGAACAAUUUCCCCAAAUAUGAUGAUUAUUGUUAACAGCUUUCUCUAUACGUUGUAAAAUUGCUGCUACCAAUAAAUCAUGAUGGAGGGGGAAGUUAUUGGAGAUCAAAUAUGUAAUCAUUUCAAAUAUAAAAUCCAGUUUACUCAUGGAUUUUAGCUAUUUUUUCACUGGGUAAAUUAUACUACAUUUAUUUAUAAAUGAGUUUAUGCAUUUUCAUGCCUCUUAAUAAAUGCAUUGUUUUCCCUUGU
Messenger RNA from Otolemur garnettii (small-eared galago), 2907 nucleotides. RefSeq names its product A-kinase anchoring protein 7 (gene AKAP7). Lineage: Eukaryota; Metazoa; Chordata; Mammalia; Primates; Galagidae. The transcript has 8 exons. Bases 40 to 1080 code for a protein of 346 amino acids. Gene Ontology annotation, cellular component: cytosol. The record is from RefSeq and is a predicted model, not a curated record. Gene Ontology annotation, molecular function: protein kinase A regulatory subunit binding.